AUCCCGCGCCACCUCCACGCCCUGCCCCCGAGGGCACCUGGUGCAAAGGACCCCCAGUCACCCCGUGCUGCCGGUUACAGGAGCGUCUCUCUGCCACCUGGUCAUAUGUUACAAAAACCAAGGAGCAAGAGUUGCCCUGGUGCCCAGCCAGAGAGUGGCACCUCUGGGGAGGUUCCUAGUAGGUCCGGACACACCAAUGCCAAGCAGGACACCACUGGCACCUUGUCAUCGAGCUCCCGCCUGGCCCAGGCCACCCCUGCCAAGGAACUCAUGACACAGAAGCAGCUGGAAUUGAAGGUGGCAGAGCUGGUGCAGUUCUUGCUGAUUAAGGACCAGAGGAAGAUCCCCAUCAAGCGGACCAGUAUCCUGAAGCACGUCAUCUGAGACUACAAAGACAUCUUCACAGACCUGCUCAAGCUGGCUACCGAGUGGCUUCACUAUGUCUUGGGGUACAAGCUGGUAGAACUAGAACCCAAGAGCAACGCCUAUAUCCUCAUCAACGCCCUGGAGCCAGUGGAGAAGGGUAGGGAAAUGAGAGGUAACCAGGGAACUCUCACCACCGGCCUCCUGAUGAUUAUUUUAGGUCUCAACUUUAUGAAUGGCCACAGCAUCCCAGAAACCGAAGUCUGGGAUUUUCUACGUUAUUUGGGAGUUUAUCCCACCAAGAAGUAUCUUGUUUUCAGGGAUCCGAAGAAACUCAUUACCGAAGACUUCGUGAGACAACGUUACCUGGAGUCCCGACGGGUACCCCACACAGAUCCUGUGGACUGUGAGUUCCAGUGGGCUCCAAGAGCAAAUCUUAUUUGUCUUUCUGGCCUCCUAAACCCCAAUGAGGUCAUAGCGAUGAGAGAGAAUCAGAUCAGCAGAGAGGGGGAGGAAGAGGACAACAACGGAGAAAAAAAACAGAUGGAAAGAGGCCAUCAGACAAGGUCGCGUUUUUCUGGCGACACAGGAUUCACAGAAGCACUUUGUGCUGCCAGGGAAACAAAGGAGGGGAAGGCAAGAGGACUGGCGAAGAGGGGUUGCGAGCAGCCCCUCUUUAUCUAUAGGAAGCCAAGCUCAGUACACCCACUGGGAAAGAGGAGGGAGCCUGAAAGGUGCAGGAGGCUCCUGGGAGCGCAGAACCCAGACGUGGAAGAACUCUGGACAGCUCCUUGCAAGCUGCCUGGGCUCACAUACGGAGUCUGCUCUCCAGUGCCCCGCUCCCCAGUGCUGGCUUCUAGACUCCCUCCUAUCGCAGCGGCUCCUGUGUGA
Molecule: messenger RNA, 1254 nt
Organism: Cricetulus griseus (Chinese hamster)
Lineage: Eukaryota; Metazoa; Chordata; Mammalia; Rodentia; Cricetidae
Source: RefSeq, a predicted model, not a curated record